AAAAUACGAUAGUAUGAAGAAUACUCUGUUAGUUUGUGCGUACGACGAAGGAUUUGUUUACGUAAAGAUCCAUGAGAUGAACGGCAUUUGAUGGCAACGAGCAUCAAACCGCUCUUCUUCCACUCGAAGCUCCUCUGCAUCUCCGUCCUUUACCUCCUCACUGUUCUAUCCUUAGCUCUUUACACUCUUCUCUCCCCCGCCGCCCUCUGCCUCUUCCGCUCCUCCCCACACGAUCCCAUUCAGACCCCUCUUUUCUCCUACAACUCCUCCUACGGCGAGCACAAACACGCCCUGCCCACCACCCGCCCCUCCUGCACCUCCCCUGUUUUCUUCUCCGGUACGGUAAGCCUUUUUCAUCUUUUCAAUGAUUCUUGAUCGGCUAGCUGAGAAUGGGUCGCCGCCGUUUUCGCAGAUUAUCGGGAGGUCGUGACGGAAAUCAAGCGGCUUUCUCGGAACUCGUUGGGAUUGGGCUCGGGAACCCUGAAAUACGUUCAUGGCGAAGGGGAAAGUUUCGGCGGCAAUCUCUCCACCCAAACGCGGUUCUCGUAUUUCGGUCAUGCCGAUUCGGAAGAACAAGUCCCUUGCGGAUUCUUCAAACCGUUCCCUGUUAGCAAAUCGGAUGAGAUGGCUAUGGAAAGAUGCAAUGGGGUAGUGGUAGUAUCAGCAAUAUUCAACGACCAUGACAAAAUCCGGCAGCCAAAAGGCAUAGGAUCAGACACUUUGAGCCUUGUGUGUUUCUUCAUGUUUGUGGAUGACGUGACCCUCGAUGGCCUUGAAAAUUACAACUUAAUAGCCUCAAGAAAAUCCAAAGAUAUAAGUGUUGGAGUGUGGAGAGUUGUGAAGGUUGCUACUUCUGCUAAUAAUAAGAAGGCUUUGCUGUACGAGGAUGCAGCCAUGAAUGGAGUGAUUCCAAAGUACUUGGUCCAUAGGUUGUUCCCAAACACUAAAUUCAGCAUUUGGGUGGAUGCAAAGAUGCAAUUGGUGGUAGAUCCAUUGCUGUUGAUCCAUUCACUUCUGGUUGUUGUGAAUAACAAGGAAGGUGUGGAUAUGGCUAUUUCGAGACACCCUAUCUAUGUGCACACCAUGGAAGAAGCCAUGGCUACGGCUCGGUGGAGGAAGUGGAGGGAUGUGAGUGCAUUGAGGAUGCAGAUGGAUACGUAUUGUGAGUAUGGGUUGCAGCCAUGGACAUCCAACAAGCCUUAUCCUUCAGAUGUGCCAGACAGUGCAGUGAUAAUAAGGAAGCAUAGUAAGGCAUCAAAUCUAUUCUCAUGCCUCUUAUUCAAUGAACUAGAAUCCUUCAAUCCAAGGGACCAACUUGCGUUUGCCUAUGUGAGAGACUUGAUGAAGCUGAAGCCGAGUAUUAACAUGUUUGAAGUUGAGGUGUUUGAGCAAGUGGCAGUUGAGUACCGGCACAACCUUAAACGUGACAAUGCAUGGGCACGACAAGUAGAAGAAGGUCCCUUGAUCAAGAUGGAAGGUGACACCAAGUGUGAUAGGUAUCUCAAACAAAUGUGGGGUGAAUCCAAUGAUUGAUUUUAUAUUCUUUCACUUAUUUUUUCAUCAAAAGCUCUAUUCAUACACAAAGUUUUGUACACUUUUCAUACACACAUCAAAGUUGUUUGUAUAGACACACAACUCGUUUAGAAAAAUUUAUCAAUUAUCUA
Messenger RNA from Cuscuta epithymum, 1664 nucleotides. The record is from the annotation of a GenBank genome assembly. NCBI's taxonomy places the organism in Eukaryota, Viridiplantae, Streptophyta, Magnoliopsida, Solanales, Convolvulaceae.